Messenger RNA from Onthophagus taurus, 548 nucleotides. NCBI's taxonomy places the organism in Eukaryota, Metazoa, Arthropoda, Insecta, Coleoptera, Scarabaeidae. The record is from RefSeq and is a predicted model, not a curated record.
ACAAAAACGUAUCAAAACAGUUUUAGCGCUAAAAUGAUCAUAUUCCCCACAUAUUUUGAGACCUCAGCAUCGAAACGCGGAAUAUGACGAAACGAUCGUGCCCCUUCGAAGAUGAUUAUAUACCUCAAACUAAAAUAUACCUAACUACGAAGGGGUACGAAAAAAGUAAUGUUAAAGCGAUGGAAAAUGUUUGGAACAAAACACGUGAUUUGCUGUUUGAGGGGGCUAAAAGAGAGAAAAAUAAGGAUGAUAAGGAGGAGGAGGUUUCUUAUGAAGAACAAUGUGAUUAUUGCCUUAAAAAAUUCGAUUUGUUGAAUGAUUGCAGGUUAUGUCAUCAUUGCUAUUGUUCAAGUUGUUCUUUGCCUAUCUAUGAUGAUGAAGUUACCGAGUUUAUAUGCUUAUCUUGUGCUUAGUUUCUAAUUCGUAUUUAAGUAACAGUUUAUUAUUAGUGUUAAUUAAUUUUAUUUGAUUCGUAAUUCUUGAUUCAAGUUUCACUUUGUAUUAAUAUUUAAGGAGUUAGUUGGAGGAAAAAUAAAGAUCUAUUUUUU